Messenger RNA from Aureobasidium musti, 369 nucleotides. NCBI's taxonomy places the organism in Eukaryota, Fungi, Ascomycota, Dothideomycetes, Dothideales, Saccotheciaceae. The record is from the annotation of a GenBank genome assembly.
AUGUACCCAUAUCAAAGGCUUGAUGGAGAUGCAUUUGCCACCGAAGACGCUCAUCACUGCACAUACAUCAUCGACACAGUGCGCCAGAGCUUCAAUUUCAAUGAUAAAGAAAAUCAUCAUUUGGCUUCUGGACUCUUUUUGGCUGGAGCAGCAACAAAACUUCCAGCCGAAAAAGCGGCAGCACUUAUCAUGUUGAAGGAGAUGGAGCACGCAGGUCUUUCCGGUGCUGUAGCACGAGUGCGACAUCUUCUUGAACUUGUCGUCAGGCAGCAAGCAAAGCGGGAAAUUGACGGCGGGAGUGCAGACGAAGUGGAUUGGAUUGAAUUGGCCAAAGAGCACGGCUUGAAGAAUGUCGUGUUUGGAAUGUAG